Molecule: messenger RNA, 304 nt
Organism: Musca vetustissima
Lineage: Eukaryota; Metazoa; Arthropoda; Insecta; Diptera; Muscidae
Gene: drm
Product: protein drumstick
Exons: 2
Coding region: 46-291 (81 amino acids)
Biological process (GO): embryonic pattern specification; regulation of transcription by RNA polymerase II; embryonic hindgut morphogenesis
Cellular component (GO): nucleus
Molecular function (GO): DNA-binding transcription factor activity, RNA polymerase II-specific; RNA polymerase II transcription regulatory region sequence-specific DNA binding
Source: RefSeq, a predicted model, not a curated record
ACAACAAAGAAGCCAGUCGACAAGCAAACAAACAAAGCCACCACCAUGUUCGCUGUAAUGAGAAUCGACAAUGAUGACUGCCGGUCGGACUUUCGUCGCAAGAUGCGUCCGAAGUGUGAGUUCAUUUGCAAGUAUUGCCAGCGGCGUUUCACCAAACCCUAUAAUCUAAUGAUCCACGAACGUACCCACAAAUCGCCCGAGAUCACCUAUUCCUGCGAAGUGUGCGGCAAAUAUUUUAAGCAACGUGAUAAUCUGAGACAGCACAGAUGUAGUCAGUGUGUCUGGCGAUAAAUAUCCACUAUAU